AUGGGCCACACCAGGAACCCACACAGGGUUAGCGAUGGAAGGGCUCGAGCAAAAUUGGAAAUUCGCCAAACAGAUCCGCUUGAGGCCUUUGAUAAAGACACCGGUACUCCAGAAGAGGACAUCAAGCCGGACGAGCCUAAGACCAGCAUUCCAGCAAAUAGCUUCAACCAAGACGGGGCCAACUUUCUAAAAAGUGACGUCCAGCCGGACGAGGUUACCGCCAGCGUUUCAGAGAAUAGCUUCAACCGAAACGAGGCCAACUUCCUAGAAGAUGACAUGAAGCCGGACGAGGAUCAGACCACCAUGCCAGAAGAUAGCUUCAAUCAAGACGAUGCCAACACCCUAAAAGAUGACACCAAGCCGGACGAGGCCAGCUCUCUAGACAGCGCUAACACACCCGGCAAAUGGAACACUGGUGCCGCUCCACGAUGCCCAGGCCAACCAAACAACUACCACCCGCAGCUGAAGCCCGGCGCUCGUCCUGCCUCCGCCAACGGCUGUGGUUCCAAAAACAACUACAAAGUCGUUCCAGACUUCAGCUUCGGCCCUUGCUGCGAUGCUCACGAUUACUGCUACGACGACUGCGGUCAGACGUUUGAGGCUUGCAACUACACAUUCAGAGAUUGCAUGGACCAGAAAUGCGGAAAGGUCGACCAUUGGUACUCGAAGCCGGUUUAUGCUGCCUGCAUCGGUGCUGCGGAUGUUUACUCCGCGACGGUGGAGGGAAGUUUUGGGUCGAAGAAAUUCAAGGAAUAUAACAAUGAGCGAUGCCAAUGUGUCCCUUGA
Messenger RNA from Fulvia fulva, 786 nucleotides. RefSeq lists its product as uncharacterized. Gene Ontology annotation, biological process: phospholipid metabolic process; arachidonate secretion; lipid catabolic process. Gene Ontology annotation, molecular function: calcium ion binding; A2-type glycerophospholipase activity. The transcript has a single exon. NCBI's taxonomy places the organism in Eukaryota, Fungi, Ascomycota, Dothideomycetes, Mycosphaerellales, Mycosphaerellaceae. Gene Ontology annotation, cellular component: extracellular region. Bases 1 to 786 code for a protein of 261 amino acids. The record is from RefSeq and is a predicted model, not a curated record.